GCGUCGCCUGAGCCCCGCGCAGCAGCGGCGCUAGGCGCUCUCUGGGGCCGGAGGGACGCGCCCUCGCUCGCCUUGCUCGUUGGAGCUCGCGACCUCGGGAGGAGACAGGCAGAAUAACCAACAAUGAGGAAAUCCCUUGGGACCAGCUGGAUUUUACUUCUCCUGCUCCUGCUCCAAACGGAUCCUUCUCUUUCUAAGAAGAAGCCUAAACCCGGCGGUGGCUGGAAUACCGGGAGCCAUCGCCAGCCUGGCUACCCCCAGCAACAUCCUCCACCUAGACCUAAUUAUCCACAGGGUGGUUACCCUCAACCCUAUCCUGGCUAUGGAGGAGGCUAUGGAGGAGGCUAUGGAGGAGGCUAUGGAGGUGGCUAUGGAGGCGGCCAGUACAGCAAGCCCUGGAAGCCUAAACCACCGAAGCCCAAGAUGAAGCAUGUGGCAGGAGCAGCUGUUGCCGGAGUGGCAGCGGGUGCAGUGGGUGGUUACCUCUUAGGCAGAGCCAUGUCAAACUUGAAUUUUGGCUUUAACAACCCUUACGAGUCACAGUGGUGGUACGAAAACCGCAACCGCUAUUCUGACCAAGUGUACUACCCCAAGUAUGACCAACCAGUUUCGAGGGAUGUCUUUGUGAGAGAUUGCACAAAUGUCACUGUGACUGAGUACAUCGAGCCCAGUGGGAACAAAACAGCAGAUGACAUGGAGAGAAAGGUGGUGACACAAGUGGUACACCAGAUGUGCACUGAGCAAUACAGGUUGAUGUCAGGCGUGGCUUCGCUGCUCGCCAACCCUUCUGUGCUUGUCAUGGUUACACUGAUCUUAUGUUUCCUGAUACACUGAGUUGUUUUCCUGCAGCUUCUCUCUUGUCGGUCUAGCAAAGCGGAGAAGGGAUCUCUCUAAAGCGUACAAUUGGUGGGAGAAUAAAUUCUUGUAUGUGCAGUUUUUUAAUGGAGUGUAUUUAAGAGAUGUUCUAUCUCCUAAGUAUUCUUGAACAUACUGGCUUCUGCUGAGCACAUGUUGUCCCUUCAUAGCCACCUGUGAUUUUGUCUUUAGUUUGCAAAAGAGUUUUGGGUGGGGAAAGGAGAGACAUGAGAUCAUUUUGUAACAAACCCAACCCUGCUAGAAACCUAAUCCCAUUCUUAUAUAUUGAUCAUUGAGCCUGUGCUUACACAAAAUAUAGCAUACAUAAGAAUGGAAAACUAAUUUUUGGCCAGCUACUAUUACACUGCACCUUGCUAGAACACUUUCUUUUAUUUUUAUAUUUAACGCAGCAAAUCAUUUUGUAUUAUCACAAAACCUGGCUUUGAGAAGGAGAGAAAGAAAGUUUUUAUUUCAUUUCAUUUACACCUAUCAUCGUGGAAUAUGUGUGGGAAUAGGAAGCACGAGUGAUUUCUGCUCCCCAACUUGAAGUCGAAUGUUAAUUUUUCCCAUCCACUUCUGCAGUGAAAUUAGACAGUACUACUCUAGGAACAUAUUCUUCUCACUACAGGGAAGGAGGAGAUGUGCAAAAUAUCCACUUGAACAUCCUUCUGAAGUUCAGGGGGCUAUCUUGAGAGUUAAAAUGAACACAAGAUAUUAAAUCAGAGGAAGGAAUCCCAUCCAUGUUAUAGAAUGUAGGAAGUAACUCUGACAUUUCUUUUGUGACAAACCUUGAAGAGCAGGAAACUUGGUUGCCUAAAUAUAAGAAAACAGAGUACGGUUGGGAUUCCAAAAGGCCAAGUAUGUCUUCACAAGGAAGGAUUUGUGUUUCUUAAAGUGCUUUGGCAACCAGAGCUGAUCUAUAACAGCCCUGGGUCUCUAAAGUCUUGAGUGGCCCAUCCACCAUGAUCGAUUCCCUCAUGGACAUUUUGAAGACUAUUCCAUAUGCAAGAAAAAAAACUUGUCUAUGAAGCACAAUUGUUACAGACACAACAGAGUGUGGUUAAUCUUGUUGAGGCCAAGUAGCCUUGAGACAAAGGUACCAUGGUAGAAAUCUUUUAGUCGGGGGGAAAAAAUCUUCUAUAGCUCACUUUUUGGAAGGUGAUGGAGCAGGAUGAAAUAUUAUUUCUGUUAAAUCAUUUCUGAAAUUAUUUCCAGAAAUCUAAAGCUAUUAAAAACUCUUAACUGUCACAGUAGCACUUCAGAUUUCAAGGAUAUGAUGAAAAGUAUCCUUUUUAAAUGACUAGAAUAUAAACUUCUAGAAAGGGCUUCCAAGUCCCUCCUUUUUAAUAAUUGUGCUGAUUUAAAUGAAAUAAGCUUAUUGGAAAGUUAAUGUUAAUAAUUAAAGUUAGGUGUAAGGUAGCAUCCAACAGUUCCUUGGACCACAAAAUCACUAGGAAUUUACCGUUUUUAAUUCUGCAGAACUUUGGAAUUAACUUUAACUUCCAGUACCAAAGUCCCUUUCAUUGGCUUCUUUAGAAAGAGAAGAGAAAUAUUCACAAAGAAACUAAAAUUUAGAACUCUCUCUGGAAUGAUUGGAGAACCCAACAAUGUGCUAAUAAUUCACAGAACAUCUUUGUGCAUGAGAAAAUAACUCGUGCCCAUCAGCGCUGAUGUCUUGGCUGGCCCUAAUACUGCAAGUUAAGCAAGAGGGAAUGAUUUUGUCUUCAGCUACAUGCCAGAAUAAGAAGUUCAUGGGUAGACACUAAUCACCUUUGGGGACAAGAGUCUGAACAGUCUAACCUAGGGCUUUUCUAUGUGUGGGCUUGUGAAUUGAUUUUAUGGAACCAUGUUUGGCAUCUGGCACCUUUCUGACUGAGGAAAUACGUUAGAGUUGUUCUUUAAACAUAGUUGCUACAGACACUUUGCUCCUUCCGUACCUUGUUUUUGCUAUUUUUAUUGUUUUAUUUAUUUAUUGUAGGACUACUUGGACUGGUAUGCAAAAGUUGACAUUGCCUCCACCAGUGUCACAUUUUGACCAAAGGCUCUGUUUGUUAAGAGAGUUUGUAUAUUUGUUAUUUCUCCACUGUAUACAACGAGCCUUAGAAUAUUACUUCUAGAAACACAACAGUCACUGGAAUUUAACUAGUUUUGAUGAUGCCAUAGUUAUUUAAUUUUAAGACCUAACUGAAAAUUGUACCCUGGGUUAUAAUAAUUUGGUCUGUCCUAAUGUUUUUGGCCUGUGGUAUUUAUAAAGGGUACUUUUUUUUUUUUUUUUUUUUACUAUGGUGUAUUUCAGUUGACUUGCUGAUUGACACUGUGCUUGU
Python bivittatus (Burmese python) is the source of this 3179-nucleotide messenger RNA. RefSeq names its product prion protein (Kanno blood group). The record is from RefSeq and is a predicted model, not a curated record. NCBI's taxonomy places the organism in Eukaryota, Metazoa, Chordata, Lepidosauria, Squamata, Pythonidae. Gene Ontology annotation, cellular component: membrane. Gene Ontology annotation, biological process: protein homooligomerization.